AUGGAAAGAAAACAUGCCAACAAUGACAAAGAAGCUCAUCCAGAAGCUCAUGAUAAUAAGGAGCGGCAGAAGAAUUUGGCUGAAGCGGUGAAAGUCCCAGUAAAAGUUGAUGAAAUGACAGGCCUUGGAGGAAAGGCCACUAACAGUCACAAUGAAAUGGUUGUGAUAACCGAUGAGAGGCCUGCAAUUUUUGGAUCUCAUUGUCAGGAAAAUAUACCAAACAGUAUUGAGGAGGAUGUGACAGACUCAACUGCCAUGGUCACUCCCAGGGACAAGCGCAUGAAGAAUUAG
Miscanthus lutarioriparius is the source of this 291-nucleotide messenger RNA. The record is from the annotation of a GenBank genome assembly. NCBI's taxonomy places the organism in Eukaryota, Viridiplantae, Streptophyta, Magnoliopsida, Poales, Poaceae.